AUGGAUCCCACCAACGAGAGGCGGCCAAACUCGACCGAGAAAGGCCAUGACGAACCUAUGGCGCAGGCCGACACCAAUGCGGAAGUGAAGGCGUCGGGAGCAAAGCAUGGCUCAUUCGCCCUCAAACAACAUUUGACCGGCCACAUUCGAGUCAACAUCUUCGCCGAAAUCGAACUUUUGAUCCUCACCUUUUGCACAGGCAUCCAAGAUGUCACCACCUUCCCGGACUUCCACUGUUUCGCCUCCAACCAGACGGGAAAUACGGUGAUGUUGGCCAUGGCAGUCCUCUUACCGGAAGUGACAGGCGAGUUAUUCGUCACCGAAAACAUUGGCAUAUCCUUAGGGUUUUUCCUUGCUGCUGGUUGGAUAACAGGGCAAUUGAGUCAUAUCAUAGGACCUCGAUCUCGUCUCUGGAUUGUGUUCUGCAACUUCUUUCAGGCGGUAUUGGUCUUCGCUGCAGCGGCGGUUCAAUAUUCAUAUGGGGUCGAGUUGUCAGGUACAACCACUAUGAUAGUGUUGGCCUUGCUGGCAUUUGCCGCAGGAAGCCAAGUGGUCCUAUCAAGGUCGCUGUCGAUGACGGAAAUCAGUACUGCGAUGGCAACGGCUGCCUGGGUUGAUCUGAUGAUUGACAAGAACCUAUUCGCUGCCCAAAACCGUCCUCGAACAAGGCGGGCAAGCUUUCUGGCUGUUUUAAUUGCCGGUGGAUUCUUUGGUGCUUACAUUUAUCGAAGCCUUGGAUCAGCCUCGGCCAUCUGUGCUUCCGGUAUUGGCAAAAUGAUUGUGACCCUUAUGUUCCUGUUCAAUGGUAUGGAGAAGGAUAGGAGGGAGAGUCUGGUAUAG
This is a messenger RNA of Rhinocladiella mackenziei CBS 650.93, 840 nucleotides long. RefSeq lists its product as uncharacterized. The record is from RefSeq and is a predicted model, not a curated record. The transcript has a single exon. The coding region runs from base 1 to 840 and encodes 279 amino acids. NCBI's taxonomy places the organism in Eukaryota, Fungi, Ascomycota, Eurotiomycetes, Chaetothyriales, Herpotrichiellaceae.